Hemiscyllium ocellatum (epaulette shark) is the source of this 2485-nucleotide messenger RNA. Its product is annotated as protein regulator of cytokinesis 1-like. Gene Ontology annotation, cellular component: mitotic spindle midzone; spindle; cytoplasm. NCBI's taxonomy places the organism in Eukaryota, Metazoa, Chordata, Chondrichthyes, Orectolobiformes, Hemiscylliidae. Gene Ontology annotation, biological process: mitotic spindle midzone assembly; microtubule cytoskeleton organization. Bases 66 to 1799 code for a protein of 577 amino acids. The transcript has 14 exons. Gene Ontology annotation, molecular function: microtubule binding. The record is from RefSeq and is a predicted model, not a curated record.
GCCGGAGCUGCUCCAAGCAGCUGGGAGUUGUUUAGUUUGUUAUCUCUGGUGUUCUUCCUUUGGUCAUGGCAAGGAAAAGUGAGGUUCUAGCUUCAUCAAUGGAUCAUCUUCUGAAUACGAAGUUGGCGAAACUCCAACAUAUUUGGGACGUUGUUGGUAUUCCGGAAGACAAGCGGGUUGAGCGAAUGGCCUCAGCAAAGAAGUGUAUAGAGGAGCUUCUGGAUCAGAUGAUUUAUGAAGAAGAACAUAUGGAGAAACAGUUGAAGGAAUCCAUUAAGAAAUGGAAGGUGCAACUUCAGAUCUUGUGUUCUGAGCUUUAUCUUGAUCCUUAUAAGGCUGAUGAAAGCUCUACUCCACUUCAAUUGGAAAAGGAACUCAGAAAAAAAGUAGAGUCCUUGCUUGAAGAGAAAAAUGGUCGCAUGGCAGAAUGUGAAAUGCUAUUGAAAGAAGAUCAAGCUUUGUGUACUGACCUUUGCAAGACACCAUAUUACAUCCCUACUGGCAAAGUUCCAUCUCCACAAGAAUUAGAAGAGCUGAAAAAUCACCUAAUAAGUACAGCCAAAGAAAAGGAGUGCCGUUUAGCUACUUUCCUUGGACUCCGGCAAGAGAUUAAAAAGCUCAUGGCGGAGAUUGAUCAUGUCCCUGAUACUACAUUUGAAAAAGAUGCAGUCCUUGAGGAGGAGAAUCUAUUUUUCCUCUCUGAUGGAAAUAUUAAAUCACUUGAGGUGCUUCGUCACCAGUUAGAGGUGCAAAAGGAGGAAUUGAUGGCUUCACAAGAGUCUCUGAAAAAACAGAUUCAUUCUCUUUGGAACACUUUACAAAUCCCUUUAGAGGAGCGGAACUUGUGUACAACAGGUUCAAUACAUCAAGUCAAUAUAGCGUUGCAACAGGAGCUUGAACAGCUUCAACUAAUGCAGGCUAAGAAUAUUAAACAAAUCAUCACUGGCAUCCGACAAGAAUUAAACACCUAUUGGGACAAAUGUUACUACAGCCAGAAACAAAGAGAAGAAUUUGCUUUCCUAUCACAUGAAAAUUUCACGGAAGAGUUGCUAAAAGUACAUGAUGAGGAACUUGUAAAGAUUACCCUCUAUUACCAAAAACACCAAAAAUUGUUUGCUGACAUUGAAAAGAGGGAAUGCUGGUGGAAGACCUUCUUAGAACUUGAGAAGAAGGCAUCUGAUCCACACAGAUAUGCUAAUAGAGGUGGAACUUUACUUAAAGAAGAGAGAGAACGUUGUUGGCUUCAGAAGAAAAUACCAAAGCUGGAAGACGAAAUCAAAAUAUACAUAGAGAGAAUGGAAACUGAGCAAGCCCGUCCCUUUUUGGUUAAUGGGCAGAGGUUCCCAACGUACAUUGCUAAUCAAUGGGCAGAACUUAGGCUCAAGAAAGAACAAGAGAAACAAGAGAGAUGUAUAAAGAAAGAAGAUGGGGCUGGCUAUAAAACCCCUUUAAAAAGAACAUUGACUGCAUCUAGUACAUCUCUGAGGAAAAUCCGAAAAUUAAAUGGGACCUUAAAUUUUGCCCCAAUGAACAGUAGUGGAAGCCUAUGUAAUCAAGCGAGAAAACCUGUUCUUGCAUCUCAAAAGAUGAGACACGUUGCAACAAAUACGAGUACAAAUGUGAGUAAUUCACCAUCUCUGCAAAACCAAGAAAAUGCGUCAUCACUUUUGAUCACAAAUCAACAGCCCGAUGCCUUCCACUGUCUUGUUGCAAGCUACUCAGAAUUUUCACGUGAUCUAUCCAGAAAAUCAAAUGACGUCAGUGGGCAGCUUAAUUCUACAACUCUCUCAAACCUGUAGGAUAUCUUUACUUGUGGCCAGCAGUCAGAAGACUUUUAUUUUUGCAUGGUUCAUUUUUGACAGUUGUUUAUUCUAGAUGUCCAUUUUAUUCUUGUUCAAAAUACAUAAAGGCUUUGUUUCAACUUUAUUUUUGAAUAUAAUUGUUGUAUGCUGUUUUGUGGUGUCUAAAUAUCAACUAUUUUUGUUAUUUCUAUCUUUGUUAGACUACAUUAUUUGCUAUCAUUUUGCACCUACCUCCCGGAUGUCUCCUAUGCUGUCCUCUAAUUUGAGCGGUGUUGUACUUUAAUCUUGUGGUUUAAUCAGUUUUCUAGAAUGUUUGUUUGCACUGAACUUGUAACCAGUGUUACUAAAAGACCAAAAGUAGUGUUGCUAUUGAUAAAAGAAUAAAGAAUUAGAUAACUGUUGUUUGCUAGCGGCAAUAUCAUGGCAUGCAGUAAGCCUGUCAUGAAGAAACUGCAACUUUGAACUGCCUGGAUAACUAAGACUGUUUCAAGUCUAACUUGAGCAAUGGAGAUCAUUAGAUUCUGCAGUUUUUUUUUAAAAGCCAACAAGCAUGCAUAAAAUUUUUAAUGUUUGCUUGAAGUAUUGAGCUUGUUGUUUGAGCUGAGUUUUUCAGCAAUACCUAUUGUGCAACUUUGAUAUUUUCAUGACCAGUGACUGUUCUCAUUGAGUAAAGAUGUCACAAU